CGCGCAAAAGCGCAGGGCCGAAGAAGCGGGAAGUACACCGCUCCCCCUCUCUCUGUCGGUCUCCUCUCGCCUCCGCUCCGCUCUGCACCGGCCGCCUGCGCCUCCUCCUCCUCUUUAAAAGCGCGGCAGAGCUCCCCUCCCGCUCCCAUCCCCUUCCCGUGGCGUGCCUUCUAGGGUUUCCUUCCUCCUCCGCCUCCCCGCGCCGCUCCCUCCCGCCCGCCAGAUUUGGAUCUGCGCUCCAGCCCCAGGUUGUUCCGAUGGCUCCCGCUGUAGAAGCUGUGAAGAAGGAGGCAGGCUCAUUCCAAAAGGUUCCUGCUCUGAAUGAAAGAAUACUGUCAUCCAUGUCCAGGAGAUCUGUUGCUGCGCAUCCUUGGCAUGAUCUGGAGAUUGGCCCUGGUGCACCAACCAUAUUCAACUGUGUCAUUGAGAUACCCAGGGGCAGCAAGGUGAAGUACGAACUUGACAAGAAAACUGGACUGAUAAAGGUAAUGCAAUGCGGCUUGUUGCACAUAUUGUUGCGAACAUCUAUCUUCUCAGUUCUAAUAUGUCCUGUUUUGCAUUUGAAUGUGCAGGUGGAUCGUGUGCUGUAUUCAUCAGUUGUGUAUCCUCACAACUAUGGAUUCAUUCCUCGCACACUUUGUGAAGACAGUGACCCUCUGGAUGUGCUGGUUAUAAUGCAGGAGCCAGUUAUUCCAGGCUGUUUCCUACGUGCAAAGGCCAUCGGCGUUAUGCCUAUGAUUGAUCAGGGAGAGGCAGAUGACAAGAUCAUUGCUGUGUGCGCCGAUGAUCCUGAAUACAAGCACUACAAUGAUAUCAAGGAGCUUCCACCUCACCGCUUGGCUGAAAUCAGGCGCUUCUUUGAGGACUACAAGAAGAAUGAGAACAAGGAGGUUGCCGUCAAUGACUUUCUGCCUGCUAGCGCUGCUUAUGAAGCCAUACAACACUCCAUGGAUCUGUAUGCUACCUACAUCGUUGAGGGCCUGAGGAGGUAGGCUGCUGCUGCUGCGUGGUGCACCGACUCCUUGCUUGAGGUUGUCUUUCACCGGUCGGAUUUGGAGGAUGUUGACGAAAAACUGAGAUAUACCCCUACCUAAUGAAACACAAGUAUUGUUAUUUUGUUGGUGACUUGUAUACCGCUAGUAAUGAACCCUGAAUCAAAUCCCCUGGGGAAUCAGUAGUAGUUGAAGCUAGUACCACAAAAGAGUGGGCAAAAUAUUCUUUCCUGGCCUCAGUGCCUAUAUAUGUUGUACUUCAUUGGUAUCGUAAUAUUCAUUCCUUUUGUGGUAUAAUCCAGCGGCUGAGAUUGAAUU
Molecule: messenger RNA, 1310 nt
Organism: Panicum hallii
Lineage: Eukaryota; Viridiplantae; Streptophyta; Magnoliopsida; Poales; Poaceae
Product: soluble inorganic pyrophosphatase 4
Exons: 8
Coding region: 258-992 (244 amino acids)
Biological process (GO): phosphate-containing compound metabolic process
Cellular component (GO): cytoplasm
Molecular function (GO): magnesium ion binding; inorganic diphosphate phosphatase activity
Source: RefSeq, a predicted model, not a curated record